CGUGUAAAUUUAGAUGGUGUGAAGAAAGCAGAGUUUGUUCGAGGUCUGCAUGAGAAGGCGCGGUUGAACAUAGAGAGACGAACUGAGCAGAUUCUGAAGAACGUGAACAAGCAUCAGCGUCCUCAACGAUUCGAGCCAUGAGAUUGGGUCUGGGUUCACAUGAGGAAGGAGCGUUUUCCCCAACAACGACGUUCUAAGUUGCUGCCUCGUGGCGAUGGUCCCUUUCAAGUCCUCACCCGCAUCAAUGACAAUGCUUACUUAGCUUCUUUCCUUGAAGAUGACUUAGAUUUGAGGGCAAAUCCUUUUCAAGUGGAGGGGGAUGAUGAGGACAUCAACACCAAGGCGAUCACAAGUCCAACUUUGGUGCAAGAGGAACGUGGUCCAAUCACUAGAAGUCAAGCCAAGGCAUUCAAAGGUCGACUUCAAUCUUAUUUGGCAGAGCAUUUUCCAUCUUUGGAGUCGAAUUCGUUCAUAGGCCAGUAUGUCAAUGUUAUCCACGUCCAAGAUGAGAAAGAAGGACGUUCUUGAUGCCCAAGUUGGCCUCACAUGGAAAGCAUGGUCCAUUAAACCGUACCGUACCGGCGGUUCUACCAUAAAAUACCAGUACCGGAGGCUAAACCGAUAGGCGGUAUUUAACGGUACUAACGGUUGAACUACGGUUAAACCACAGUUUUGCCAUAAAAUACCCUAUCGCUUACUUUUCUGGUACAGUCUCCGGUACGGUUUCAUGGACCAUGAUGGAAAGGCAAAGGAAAGGGGAGAAAGAAGGACAUUCUUGAUGCCCAAGUUGGCCAAACAUGGAAAGGGAAUAAUUAGUGGCUAAGAAUCUUCCAUUAGCAUUAAAAACAAUAUGUUAGAAUCUUUUGGAUAUUUGUUUCCUUCUUUAACUCCUAUUAGUUUCCUUCUUAAUUUUGUAACCUCUAUAAAUAAAGGGUGUUAUGCCUA
This is a messenger RNA of Linum trigynum, 945 nucleotides long. The record is from the annotation of a GenBank genome assembly. Lineage: Eukaryota; Viridiplantae; Streptophyta; Magnoliopsida; Malpighiales; Linaceae.